Phodopus roborovskii (desert hamster) is the source of this 4469-nucleotide messenger RNA. It is a transcript of the gene Aim2, whose product is annotated as absent in melanoma 2. The transcript is spliced from 6 exons. Gene Ontology annotation, molecular function: double-stranded DNA binding. Bases 2289 to 3365 code for a protein of 358 amino acids. Gene Ontology annotation, biological process: activation of innate immune response; cellular response to interferon-beta. Gene Ontology annotation, cellular component: AIM2 inflammasome complex. NCBI's taxonomy places the organism in Eukaryota, Metazoa, Chordata, Mammalia, Rodentia, Cricetidae. The record is from RefSeq and is a predicted model, not a curated record.
CAUCUUCCUGCCCUGCUUGGCGACCAUCGGUCAUGCCUUCCCUAUCGGCUACUACAUUUUCCCUGUGGUGUUGAAAUCCACAUUCCUGGAACAGUGUUAUUUCACAUUCUUCAAAUAACAAGAAGGCAGUUAGCAAAAGAAAGAGAAAAGAAUUGGAUUUAGAAGACUUGAGGUUGGGCCAUCUAUUCAUCCUAUAUAAGCUGUGUAGCAUCAGGUAAGUCAUUCCACUUUGAUUACCAAAUUUAACCUACAAAUGCUGCAUAGCUGAUGCCUUUCAGGUGUGCCAUACUGGCCACCUCCAUGUGGCGGCAAGAAUCCUCCUGAUUUACAGGUAAGUCAGUCGUGCCUAUAUGCCUCUUUUCCCCUUUCCAUCUUCUAGGCUCCCUGUGCAUGGCAUAGCACUGUCAAAUUACAACUGCACCUACUGCUGACCAUGAGGCUACCUAUCAGACUUGCAUGCAUUUCCUUCGCUUAUAACCCACCUUCUAAAGCCACCUCACUUGUUUUUUUUUGUUUGUUUUUUUUUUUUAAUAUGGUGCUUGCCAUUGAACCCAGAGCUUCCUGCAUAGUAAUCACAUGUUCUACUACUCAGUUUCAUCCAACAAAUACUUUAAAACUUUUCAAGUAGACUUAUCACGUAAUGCAUACUGUAUGCAAAUAAGGUAAAUAGCCUUCAGAGAAAUCGGUGUCUUAAUUCUUCAUAUCAAAUGUGAUUAAAUGCAAGUGUGUUUCUAUUGAAGAGGGGUAUGGGAAGAUGAAGGUUUCACACACACCAGCAGGAAGCAUGCUGACAGGAUUAGCAGGCCACACAUACUAAGGCAAAGGAGGUUUCCUUCCUCGAUUCUGUCAAAAAGACUGGUACACAUUGGUACAGAGUUAUCGCUGUGGCUAUUUUGGGUGUAUUUCUUAUGUUGGUAAGGAUGCUGAUGGUAGUUUUGGGCAUUGCAUAUGAACAACACCCACAUAAGCAGAGCCAUUCCACCCCUUCCUCAUCUGCCCACUCUUUGCCAGGAACAAUAAUAAGGCCACAUUAAUUGUACUCUUUGUAACUCAGUGACAUUGGCUGCACUGGUUGGGACCCUCAAGGUCUUUGGCUAGUUGUUUCCCUUUACCUGGUUCUCACCCAAGUAACUAACCAUUAGUAAUGUCAAACAUAUUUCUUACACAUCUUCAUCAGCUAUGGAAGCACACUGCUUAUUCAUAUCUUUUGACCACUUUUCACCUAGAUUGUCGAAAAUUUUCUUACAGAUGUGGUUCCAUGUAAUCUGAAAACAAGGCAUUUGUUAAUUAUGGACAUUCAAGAACAUAUGAAGUCUUUUUGUAUUAUAAGUGAUUCUGAUUUUACGCUGACUUACAUCUACUUAUGAUCUGAUUUUCUUAAUUUUUGCAUCUUUAUAACAGUAUUUAUAGGUAGUAAGCAGUGUUUCUUGGUGACUAUUUUAACUUACUUUUCAUAUUGUUGUCCUUACAUUGUUAUGCAGAUUUUAGAUUCAUCCUUAGAAGUUCUCUUUAAAGUUUUACAUGUAGUUAGGUUAUGAAUUAACAGGGUUGAUAUCUUCAUUUUACUGAAUGUUUCCAUUCAAAAUAUCACAUGCAUCCUAAAUCAAUAGCAAGAUAAACUAAUGAACAGGGGCAAGAUUCCUUAAAUAGGCCAACUCAUAUAUUGGAAAGCAAUUUUUGGCAGAAGCAAAUGAAGAAGACAUAGUCUUUUUGAUAAGAUUAUGGGAAAAUUCAUACCAUGUGAACAAUAGGAUCUUCACAACAUUUCAUACCAUGUACAAAAGAAUCCAAAAUAGUUCAUAGAUAUAAAGGUUAAUAGAUGACAUUUAAAAUAUCUAGAGAAGAAUACAGGAGAAAAAAAUUUGAUCUUGAAUUUUGAAAAGAUGGAACACCAAAAUGUGGUUCAUUAGGGAAUAAACUGGCAAGUUGUAUUUCAUGUAUAUGUGUGUCAAAUUUUCACAUUGUAUGUCUGAAAUAUACACAGUGUGUCACAUGUCAUUUGUCUCUAUAAAUCUUCCCUAGAGGGGAUAGGAACAGGAAUGCAGAACCACCUUCUAAGAGUUCCUGAGGCAUCACAUGUUCUUUGAAGGUGUCCUUUCCCAACACUAGUGACCUUCUUGCCUAGGGAUUUGUUUUUCACAUUUCACCAGUUCAGUCUUGCUGCACAGUGGCCAUCUUGGAUAUUUUCUGUUGAGCACUCGCCUUGAAAAUCCUGAAUAAAGACUUGCAUACAACGCUGUAAUCUUUAUAGUUGAGGUUUUAUUGCAGGCUGAUCUCGAGGCUGUGAGAUGGAGCGUGAGUAUAAAGAGAUACUGUUGUUGACCGGCCUGGAUGAAAUCAACGAGGAGGAACUGCAACGGUUCAAGUUCUUUGUCCUGGAUGAAUUUAAGAUCUCAAGGAGCAAACUGGACAAAGCUACAAACAGGACAGAGUUAGCUGACCAACUGAUUCAGAGUGCAGGCCCAGUGUCUGCAGUGACAAAGACCAUUUGUAUUUUCCGGAAGUUGAGCUACAUGCAUGCUGCAAACCGUCUUCAGGAACAAAAGAAUAAAGUUGAUAGUCGAUACAUGACAAAUACAAAGAAGAAAGGAACACAGGAAGUAGAAGAAAGAAGUAAAGAUGAAAACUGUUCUGGAGCCUCUGCCACAAGCAAAGAUGAAGCCUCCAAGAAACACUCUGCUCCAGAAGUCUGUCCUCAGGCUAAGCCUCAGAAGAAACAGAUCGUGGCAGGACAGGAAGCCACCAGAGAAGGUUUACAGAAAGACCCACUGGCUUUGCUGGUGCUGAAAGCUACGAUGCCUUUCGAGUGUGAAACUCAGAAAGGGAAGCAAACAAUAUUCCAUGCAACAGUGGCUACAGAGACAAAUUUUUUCUUUGUAAAAGUUUUAAGUGCAGAGUUUAAAGAUAAGUUUACCCCACAUAGAACAAUUAAAAUAUCAAACUAUCUUUGGUACAGUAAGUUCUUGGAGGUGACCAGCUCCUCAAUUGUGGUUGAGGCUGAUGCUGAUCACCAAGUCUGUGUGCCAAAUAGCAUUAAGGAAAAGGCUGGGAGGACUCCCAUGAUUAAGAAGCUGAAAACUGAGCCUCGUGGAACAAUUGUGAAUGGGAUGUUUAAAGUCCAGAAGAUAAUAGAACAGCGAAGAGACAGAGUACUAUAUGGUAUACAUGACAGUACAGGGGAGAUGGAAGUGUUGGUGUUUGGAAACCAGGACCAAGUAAAAUGUGAGGAAGGAGAUAAAAUUAGACUCACAUUCUUUGAGGUGUCAAAACGUGGAGAGAAAAUACAGUUGAAAUCAGGACCCUACAGCUUCUUUAAGGUUAUUAAGGCCACAAAGCCAAAAACUGAGAAAGAAAGUGCGUGUUGACAUCAACUCACCUAAACAGCAUUUUGUUGAAGAAUUUUAAUACUGCAUCCUGACUGAGCUGCCUGGGGACAACAGUUUACAGGCUCAUCAUCUUAUCCUGUUAGUUCAAAUAGGAUAAAUACUAGACAAAUUCUCUGUCAGAUGUAUAGCAAAUACAAAUACAAAUACAGAAAAAAAUCUAAUAAAAAUCCCAACACCAGGAAUGAGAAACCCUCUUUUGAGUUGUUGGUCAGGGUUGUCUAAGAGACUCCCUAAAUAUUACAGGCUACUGCAGUUGACCCCCAGAGGUGACAUUAAGUUUAUAUUGCUGAAGAUAACAUGCACUUCAGACACAGGGUUUAGAGGCAUGAGUUGUAACUGACCUGAUAGUCUUCUACCCAAGGAUUACCUUUCAUGAUCCCAGAAGAUGCUAUACAAGGUUCUAAAAGAGGGAAGCAACCAUCAGUAAUAUCCAGCUGUGAUGUCUAAGAACCAUAAAAGUGACUAGCAUGACAAAAUAAUCUUAAGGAUGAAUUAGUGUCAUGAAUACCUUAGUGGUAACCAACAAUUCUUUAAUUGGACUUAAGACUCACUCAACAAGAAAGAAAUCAUUCCUGAAAACUAGCCAACUCCCUUGGGCUAAUGAAGUGAAUUUUAGAGGAGAACCUACUACUACCACUUUACUAAACCAGCAUAAUCCUUAACUAUACUCUAAGUAUUCGUCCUUAUAUACACAUAGAUAAAUGUAGUCCUUAUAUUUCAUGAAGAAAAAUUUUCCUUGCAAUAGAGAGCAUUACAGAAAAUCACAAACAUGAGAAUACAGAGUUGUGUAUCCCAGUCCCAGUGGAUAUGUCUACAAUAGAACUCUUGCACCUAACAUUCAGGGAACAUUGUGGAAGAGGAGACAGAAAGGUUGCUCCUGGUGGCAAUGUCAGACCAGCAGCAGGUGGCAAUUGAGUUUCAGGUAUUCAGCUCACCAUAAUGCCAGGCACUGAUGGGUGAAUCUUCAACAGGUGUGGGUCACCGGCUUUGGAUCCAUAAUGUCUCUUGCUACUGCUGUGUCUUUACAUGUUUGCCACUGCCAUUUUUCUUUGGUAUCUGGCAUGGUGUAAAUGGGCAUGAGGG